AUGAAAAUAUGUCUAUUAUCAAAAAAGGAAAAGUAUAUACAUAAUUUUUUUUAUAAAUUAUUUAGAUCGCUAAGUGAUUUAAGAAAGGAUGAAAAGAAAAAAAAAGAACGAAUAGCCCAUUAUACAGGAGGCCAUAACAGUGGAUUAGAAGUUGAAAAUUCAGAUGAUGAUUUAGUUCAAAACUUUAUGAGCUCAAAAUUGUCAGAAAACUGCAGGCAUAUCACUUUAUACAAAAAUGGAUUUAUAAUAGAUGAUGGUGAAUUUCGUGAUUUAGAAGUAGAAGAAAAUAAAAAAUUCUUGGAAAAUAUUGAAGCUGGAAUUUUACCUAAAGAAUUAGCUUCAAAAGAUAAAACAGUGAAUGUUGCAUUGAAAGAUAAAAGCAAUCAAAUAUAUAUAAAAAAAAAAAAAAAAGGUGAUGAUUUAUAUAAAGGGCAAGGUAUAAAAUUAGGAGGAAAUGCAUCAAAUACAAGUGAAGAAGAAAUAAAUAAAUUACUAUUAUCUUCUCCAGGUGAAGUUAAGAAAAUAGAUGUAGAUGAAAAUAAACCAACAACAAUUUUACAUGUAAGAUUAUAUAAUGGAAGGAAAAUUACUCAAAAAUUUAAUCAUGAUCAUACAGUAGAAGAUUUGUUUCAAUAUGUUCAUAGUGUCACACCCAUUAAUUUUUCACUUUAUUUUGAUUUUCCACUUAAAUUAAUUGAAAGAAAUGAACAGACAUUAAAAAGUGCUAAACUUUUAGAUACUAUUAUAACACAAAAACUUACUUCAUAA
This is a messenger RNA of Plasmodium relictum, 768 nucleotides long. Its product is annotated as ubiquitin regulatory protein, putative. Gene Ontology annotation, cellular component: nucleus; cytosol. Gene Ontology annotation, biological process: proteasome-mediated ubiquitin-dependent protein catabolic process; Golgi organization; membrane fusion. The record is from RefSeq and is a predicted model, not a curated record. The coding region runs from base 1 to 768 and encodes 255 amino acids. NCBI's taxonomy places the organism in Eukaryota, Apicomplexa, Aconoidasida, Haemosporida, Plasmodiidae. Gene Ontology annotation, molecular function: ubiquitin binding. The transcript has 2 exons.